Colletotrichum graminicola M1.001 is the source of this 1083-nucleotide messenger RNA. RefSeq lists its product as uncharacterized. Lineage: Eukaryota; Fungi; Ascomycota; Sordariomycetes; Glomerellales; Glomerellaceae. The transcript has a single exon. The record is from RefSeq and is a predicted model, not a curated record. The coding region runs from base 1 to 1083 and encodes 360 amino acids.
AUGUCCCCUAACGCGCCCGACACAUCGACGACCCCGGCAGAGAUAGCAUUCGCCGAUGACGCCGAACCUUUCGUCCCCAAGCCCUUGAUUGACGAUCUCCUGCGCACGCGCUACUGCAUCCCGGGAUCCGUCUUCCUCGUCGAGGACAUUAAGUCGCUCCCCGUUCCGCGCUCGAGACGAUGGCGCGCCUUGAGGCUGAUGCUCGGCGACGGUGAGCUCUGCAUACAGGCCUUGCUCCGCGGGGAGAUGCACCGUUUCCUCGAUUCGGGCGCCGUCAGGGUUGGCUGCUACGUGCGCUUGGGCGACUUUAGCCUUCGUUUCCACAAUAGCACGGAUGACGCCCAUCGUUCUGGUGGGACGCGGCAGCUGGUCUAUUUGGUUGUUCAUGAUCUGGUCACUGUUGGGUGGCAUAGGUCUCUUACAGUUCCCGGCCCGAUGCCCCAGCCACCUCACCAACACACGGCAGAGGAUGCUUUCGUCUCAGACAGCGACCUCGACAUCGACGGCGUGGAAGCUGCCAAGGAACAUCAGGAUGAGGAAGACGACGCAGGAGAGGGUUUUGAGGUUAUGCAAGUGUCGGCAGCCAAGGCGACACAGCGAAGAGCCCAGGCAAGGAACGUGACGGUAACCGUCGCUCUGCCACGCGACUGGACGGACCCAACCAUCCCCUUGAAGCUGACGCCCCUGCGAUCCAUCCCGAACUUGCCUUACAAACAGAACUGGUCCGUCAACGUCCUCGCCAUCGUGACGUCGCUUUCCGAUGUCGAGCCUUCUCACAUGCACCCACACACCCAGAGGACGGCGAGACUGGCCGAUCCAAGCACUACCAAACACGUCAUCCUCACUGUCUUUCUCGACGCGGAAGAGUUCAAUCCUAAGAUUGGCAAUGCCGUGCUUCUUGUCGGCGUCAAGAACCACCGCUUCGACGGCGGCUGUCUGAAGAAGUACGUCAGCGACAAGCCCAAGCCGGGCGCCCGCUGGUGGUUUGAGAAUCCACGGCAAUUCGAUUGGUGCGACGUCGACGGCCUGGUUCAGUGGUGGGAGCAAUCGCAACGACAAGGGGCGGUCGUCAAGAAUGCAUGA